This is a messenger RNA of Cadophora gregata, 3219 nucleotides long. RefSeq lists its product as uncharacterized. Gene Ontology annotation, biological process: iron ion transport; intracellular manganese ion homeostasis. Gene Ontology annotation, cellular component: membrane. Lineage: Eukaryota; Fungi; Ascomycota; Leotiomycetes; Helotiales; Ploettnerulaceae. The record is from RefSeq and is a predicted model, not a curated record. Bases 509 to 2152 code for a protein of 547 amino acids. Gene Ontology annotation, molecular function: cadmium ion transmembrane transporter activity; manganese ion transmembrane transporter activity. The transcript is spliced from 3 exons.
CUCAAGGCUCAAGGCUCAAGGCUCUGAGCUCCCCGAUCACUCUUGGCCCCUGAUUAUUAUUCUCGUGCUGCUGUGCGUCGCAAUAAUUCCUCCAGUCUCCUAGUCUUUUCGUGCAACUGCGUGCAUUAUUUCCCCUCCAUGCAGACUAGUGUCCCGUCGAGUUCUGUGCCGUUGGCGUAGACCAUGGCUGGUGCCGGUCUAGGGCGGUCUAUCGAAAAGCAAUAUCUCGCGGUUGGGUAUUGCAAAAAUCCCAUGGUAGGGGUCUCAUGCAUGGGCGGCACUAGAUAUACGAUAUGAGUGGCCUGAAUCCCCAUCACGUUGCUUCUACUAUCUAAUCUUUUGUCUCGCCGAGCUUUGGUUUGAAACCCUUGUUGCAGGCAGCUCUUUUCGCCUUGGACAGGGCGAUAUGAAGUGUUGAUGUCCCCAAGUAGCAGCUCCUCUCUGCUCUCCCAGUCGCAGCUGCCACAUUGUUUCGACCAUCCCCUACGGCUCUCUCCUCCACAACAAAAUGACUUCAAGUCAUGACAGAGUUGAGCAUGUCGUCAAUUCAGAAGUUCCUUCGGACGCUGUGAAGGAGGACCCUAAAGCCAUGUGUGACGAGAAGACGGGAUUCCCCAGUGUUGCUGUUGAGCUUCAAGAGACGAGCCGGCAACGUCCUCACGCCGGAGACUACCUGCACGCAUUCCGGGAUGCCUUUUCCAAGCAGAGCGUCCGCAAGUAUGCUGCUGUUCUUGUGAAAUUUGGCAAGUUUGUUGGUCCUGCGGGAAUCAUCAGUGUCGCAUACAUUGAUCCCGACAAUUUCCAGACAUCCAUCUCUUCCGGUGUUCAAUUCAAAUUCAAGCUUCUGUUCAUGGUGUUGAUUUCGAACUUGAUCGCAAUUUUCCUCCAGUCUCUGUCAGUCAAGCUUGGCUCAGUCACAGGAAUGGAUCUGGCGCAGAUGAACAAGGCUCACCUCCCAAAAUGGCUCAAUAUUGGGCUAUGGUUUAUUGCGGAAGCAUCAAUCAUCGCCACUGAUAUUGGACAAGUCAUUGGAACUGCCAUUGCCAUCAACAUUCUCGUCCCGAAAAUCCCAUUGACGGCUGGUUGUGCUCUAUCGAUUGUGGACACCCUUUUCAUCCUCUACUUUUACCGACCUGACGGAUCAAUGAGAGGCCUCCGACUCUUUGAACUCUUCGUUGGGACUUUUGUGAUUGCAAUCUUCAUCUGUUUCUGUAUCGAACUCUCGUACAUCACAGAUACCCCGGUUGGACAUGUUUUCAAGGGAUUCUUGCCGUCCAAGGCAGUUUUCCAAGGAGAAGGACUUUACCAAUCGUGUGCCAUUCUUGGAGGUACUCUCAUGCCUCACACAAUUUACUUGGGAACUGGGCUCGCUCAACCCCGCCUUCGCCAGUUUGACGUCAGAAACGACACAUACAAAGAAGCUUUCAACAGCUCCAGACCUACGGCUCUCAAGCUCUAUAAACCAUCUCUUUCAGCCAUCAAAGCCUGUAUGAACUACUCCAUUGCCGAACUCAUUAUUACCCUCUUCAUAAUCUCGGUCUUUGUCAACUCGUCGAUACUCAUCAUCGCCGCUGCAUCUUUAACCGAGGAAGCAGGGGAAGCAGAUCUAUGGGGUAUGUAUGAUCUGUUCCAAGAGACCAUUUCUAAAGCUGCCGGUACUAUCUUCGCAUUGUCCUUGUUGUUCUCUGGUAUCAGCGCAGGAAUUGUAGCUACAAUGGCGGGUCAGAUGGUCUUCGAGGGAGCUUUCAACUGGACUAUCCGACCCUUUUACCGACGUCUCAUAACUCGAGUUGUCGCUCUCAUACCUGGUAUCAUCAUCGCAGCUGUACUUGGGCGAGAUGGUGUAGCAGCCGCUUUGAAUGGGGCAAAUGUUGUGCUGUCAGUCGCACUGAUCUUCCUGACAUUCCCACUCAUCUGGUACACCAAUUUCAAUAAGUAUAUGAUGGUUGAGACGGAGAGUGGAGCUAGUGCAGAGACCUUUGAGACGAUAGGCGAAGGCGAUGUUGAGAGAGUUAGGCCUGAGACGCCGAAGGUCAGCAUGGCUAACAACUGGCCUACUGCUAUUGCUGGAGGGAUCAUCUGGGUCAUUAUUGCAUUCAUGAACAUUGCUACAUUGACUCUCCUUGGACUGGGCAUUGUCCAGCCUGAUUAAGGCACAUUGAAAGGCGUUCAAAAUAUGGAAUUUUACGAAUGAUGAAGCGAGCUUGGAGAUGAUAUGGCAUUCUGGGCCGAACUUUGACAUGUCAGCAUAUGAAAUAUCAUACAUGUUGGAACAAAAUGUGUAUGUUCCUGGUCUAGCUGUGAUCUAUCUUUUCAUCAAAGAACUUGACAAAUUAAAGUCUUUCCAGCGCUUUGGUAUCCACGCUUAUGGUUCGGCCCCUGCCACGCAUCGACUCCUACGUCCAGAAAACCUUUGCUGCAGCUUGGCCCUCUAAGCUCAGCUCGCAAACUCCACAAGACUGACCACCUAAUGCAGCCAAUAUACCCAGGCAGCGUUGCAACCUCCAAAUAUAAUAUGUACACUCUCCAGAUGGCCCUCUCACAUAUCUAUCUCUCGUCCCUGACCAUGACCUCAAAUUGACCAUCAUCCUCAAUGCCAUAUUUCUAUGUCUCAACAUAGCAAUGGCACAACCUCUCAGUACAAUGAUAAAUAGCACUGCGACUGAACACUCCUAGCGAGCAUAUCUGCUGGAAAUCGUCGCCCGAUGGAUGAAGUACCAUGGAUAUUGUCUGGAGCUGUGCGUCCGUCUUGCUCGUCUGUACAUACAAAUGCUUGCAUUUGAAUAUCUCGAGCUUUGAGGAGAAUAGGGCAGGCUGGAAGAUGCCCAAGAGAUGAGGCAUUUUGUAUCGGCUUGAAUGGUUGAUUGUCAAGGAGUAGUUGAAGAAAAAUAAAUGGAUGAGGCUUAUGCUUCUCGCGCCAGAGAUUGGGGCUCUUUUUGCUUAUAGCUAAUACAUGGAGGCUCGAGCGGAGGUUCACAGGCUUUGGCAGAGCUUCCCGAUGAGAGACUCACAUUGACUCAUGCCUUUUAUGCGCUUGUCGGUGGGUUUGCGGCUGGUAUUGGGAAACUUCGUGAGACUUCGCCCAAGAGUAGGUCACACCAAGCAGCUUAUGUUGUAUGCAUACUUGCGAAACUAUCUCCGCUCCGAUGUUUAAUUCUAGGCAUCCGGACAAGUGAUAUAUCUCACAACAUCCAGCGCAACGAUUACAAGACUUUGAAG